UUGAUCUACCUUUAUCGACAUAGGAGGAAUGAGUUUGUCGAUGCGUUGAAUAGAAUGGCGAGGUCAACGAUAGCGGUAGAUGAGGCAGUGAAGGUUGAGGAUAUGACACUAAACGCGAGCACCGUUGAUGCUGAGGUGAAGUUCGUCGGGAUCUGGGGUGCUGAUUUGCAAUUUCACAAGGAAAGGGUGGUGCGCGGGGUUGUGAUUGCUGAUGAGGUGGCGUUGGAGGAUGAUGAGGAUGAGAUGACCGAAGAGGAGGAGUACAGGAGAAAAAACGAUGCUGAGGUGGCAAGGACUAAGGCUUGCCUUAUGACGAACAAGAAGAAAGUCUUCACGGAUGCUCGGAGGAAUGCGUUCCUCCCCCUUGCCUCACCUAGAUGGGUAGAGACAAUGUCUACAGCGUUUUCCGGCAGGAUCUGGUCACUUGAGACCUUUAAUUAUCUUGCUCCGAUUGACCAAAGGGGAUACAGAUUGUUAGCGUCCCUCACUCAAGAUGAGAUGAAGGCUGCGUUCGAGAGAGCGUUGGACAUGAAUACUGCACCGCCAGAGGUCAAAUUCCCAUUCAAUGGGGAUGGGAUAUUCCUCCCCCCUAUGUCCUCGAUGGAUGUCAGUAAGUGUUCCCUCCCGCGCCCCAAUGUCUCGAUCAAGGGGAAUAAGCCCCCUCAGAAUCCGCCUGCUUUGGCAGAGCUAAAAAGAGUGUGGAAUGUAGGUAGGCCGUACUUGAAGUGCAGAUGUUGUUAUGAGGGAAAGGCCGAUUGUGGUACACGCCCCCCAUGGUUUGAUCACCUGAUCUGGUUCCUUUUGCACAAUCUGGAUAUCCUCUAUCCAGAUGCGCCAACCCCGAGGGUGAAAGUGUCCUCCCUGAUCAAGUGUCUUUCCACGUGUUGGAAACCAUUGAUGUUACUCUCUCUGUCGUUUGGAUGUGUAAGAGAAGUGAUGAUGCUUCUUGACAAAAAGAGUGUGGCAAAUCCCUCCCUGACGAUCGACUCUGUGUUGGUUGGCAUGAAUGGCGCCGAUCGGAAGACAUUCAAGGAGUGUGUGAAGCUGCUCCUUAUGAGUAAGUACAUUAAGAAAAGACCGAGGCUGGAUGAGGGAGCAUCCUCGUCAGGAGGUAAGCGCGGUAGGACUGAUGGUCAGGGGACUAUGCAUUGCUUCAUGUGUUCAACCCCCCCGGAUCAGCCUGAUAAACCUGAUGCAUCUACCCCUUCCGAAUCCACGAUCACCUCCGUCGGUGGGAAGAGGGUCGGUUUGUCGGCGGCACUCAAUGGAGGAAAUGUCGGCCAUCAACGAAAUGUCAACAGAGCGAUUUUCGAUAACUGAGGAGCACGAUGCUCAAGAUGUUGUCAUGGUCGAAUUUGAUGCAGGUAAAGACUGAAGUGAGAUUUUUAUUAGAGCAUCUUUAUGUCGCAGGUACGGAUAAAGCUGCAAAUACUCC
Chara braunii is the source of this 1435-nucleotide messenger RNA. Lineage: Eukaryota; Viridiplantae; Streptophyta; Charophyceae; Charales; Characeae. The record is from the annotation of a GenBank genome assembly.